AGAAGACAGAGCAGUAUCAAAAGAGCCGGCCGAUAUUCAAGAAAGUCAUAUAGUAGAAAACCAGCAUACAAUAAACACCCAGCACACUAAAAUACAAGAUAAAGAUGCAGAAUCAGUACACCUGCUAACUCUCGAGGUUGAUUAAUGUGGGGAUUGGCGCGGCGUAUGUAUUCGAGAUUAGAUAGCGCUCUAAUUUACUGGCGACUCAUUCUGCCUCCGGAUGACAAUGCCCUGUUUCUUCAUAUAAUCUGUCACUAUUAUCUCUUCUAAUUGUUCAAAAUAAACACCUCUCUACUUCCGCUUCAACAAGUAUGGAAUCUAUAACGUGUUAAAGAAUGAGACAACGCAGCGAUAGGCGUACUUGGCCUCCGGCACACGCAAGAUAAGCACCGCCGCACCAACCUUGAAUGUCCAACUACUACUCCUCGACUCCCUUCUUCCUCACCACUCAAUCCUACGGCGACGCACUGCGACAAUCAUGUCUCCCUGGACGUCUGCUGCGGGUGUCGACGACGACGAUGACGUUAUUCUGCCAGCUACCCAGCCAGGACCGCAUUCGCGCUUCGCGGAUACGAUCAAGAAUGGGAAGCUUGUGAGCGUGCAGGCCGAUCCUGAUUUCGAUGUCGAGGAGGCCGAGUUUUUGGAUUUGACCUUGCCUGAGCCUGAUGUGGGAUUUCGUCCAUGGCUGUCUGUCAUUGGUGGACUUGCCGCCCAAUUCAGUUCGUUUGGAUACCUAAACAUCGUCGGCGUCUUCUUAGCCUACUACAAGACCCACCAACUUGAGGAUCUCUCACCAGCGACAAUCUCGUGGAUUGGGUCAGUCCAGUCCUUUGUGUUUUCCCUCUCCGGCAUCGUCUGUGGCCGCGCAUGCGACAUGUACGGUCCCCGAGUCCUGACAAUGAUCGGCACGUUCGUCCUCCCCGCCGGGAUCCUGCUGACCGCGUUCUGCACGCGGUGGAUCGAGGUGCUGAUUGCGCAGAGCGUGAUUGCGCCGUUUGGCGGGGCGAUGCUGUUUUAUGGCACGACGGCGAGUAUGUCGAGCUGGUUUGCGAAACGACGGGGUAUGGCGUUUGGCAUCGCGACUUCGGGGUCGAGUAUCGGAGGCGUGAUCUUGUCGUAUAUCUUUGACCGUCUCGCCACGCACAAGAGUUACAAGCGUGCGAUUUUUGCUCUAGCAGCUAUUGAGUUUUGUGUUGCGGCCGUGACCAUCCCCACCUCGUCUUUGCGCAUAAAGUCCGGCAACAACGCGCGCCGAUCGUUUGAUUUCCAUCGCAACUUCAUCCGCCCAUUCGAGACUGAGCCCGUGUUUGCGCUUUUCACGCUCGCAAUGACAGUUAUCUACCUCGGCAUCUUCGUGCCCUACGCCUUCAUGGCCACUCACAGUCUCACGCUCGGCGUGCCGCUCGACCGCGCGAUGCACGUCGUCACCGCCAUGAACGCAGGCUCGUUCUUCGGCCGUAUCGCAGCAGGAAGUAUAGCCGACAUCCGCGCGCACUCGCGCAGGUGGCAAUUCCUGACCUUUGUAGGCGUCACCAGCUGCGCCGCGCUCGCGUGCUUCCCGCUCUGGUUCAUGAGCACGACAGAGUACUCCGUCGUGUUCACCGCGGCGAUCUACGGCGCCGCCAGCGGCGGCAUCCUCGCGCUGUAUCCGGCGGCCAUCGCGCGCAUCUCGCCGUUGCAGGAAAUUGGCUCGCGCGUGGGCGCCGUGAGCUCGGUUAUGGCGUUUGGAUCGCUUGUGGCGUUGCCGGUGGCAGGGACGAUUAUGGGGAAGUCUUCUGGCGGGGAGGAUUUUGGCGGGUUGCAGAUUUAUGCGGGGACGGUGUUGGCGGGGGGUGCGUUUGUUGCGUAUUUGGCGAGUAAGAGGGUUGAUGAGGGGAAUAUUAGGCUUGAGGAUGACAGUUGAUGAUGAUGAUAAAUCUAUGUUUAAAGUCCGUUGCAACAAGUAGGCUAGGACAGUUGAUUGAUGUAUCUUAUCAGGGAGUUUUGCGUUUUGUCUAUUUUUUUUCUUCCUGUAUAAACUGAUAUGACUUGAUGAUCAAUAUAUUGAUAAACUGCUAAACCAGC
Messenger RNA from Myxozyma melibiosi, 2064 nucleotides. RefSeq names its product major facilitator superfamily domain-containing protein. The coding region runs from base 479 to 1903 and encodes 474 amino acids. The record is from RefSeq and is a predicted model, not a curated record. Gene Ontology annotation, molecular function: transmembrane transporter activity. The transcript has 2 exons. Gene Ontology annotation, cellular component: membrane. Gene Ontology annotation, biological process: transmembrane transport. Lineage: Eukaryota; Fungi; Ascomycota; Lipomycetes; Lipomycetales; Lipomycetaceae.